This is a messenger RNA of Striga hermonthica, 215 nucleotides long. NCBI's taxonomy places the organism in Eukaryota, Viridiplantae, Streptophyta, Magnoliopsida, Lamiales, Orobanchaceae. The record is from the annotation of a GenBank genome assembly.
GCCCGCGCCUCUCACAGCUCCAGCCCGCGCGCGGCUCGAGAAGACCGAUCCCAGCCCGAGUGUAAGCCUAGCAUGGGAGCGCAUGUCCUUGGCCCAGAUGUCCUUCUGUGUGGCCCAACUACCUUGUGCGCGGCCCAACUGCAGCAUCACUACGGCCCAACUCGUUGUUGGUGCAGCCCAGCGACUUUGAAACAAGCCCAGAAGCAUCCAAGCGA